UUUUGAAGAAAGGCCAUUUUGCGAAUGCUAUUUUUCCUCCAUUUCAGGUUUUAGCCUUUUGAUUUUGGUACAAGUACAAUGUAUUGCAAUGGCAACAGGAGGAAUCUUUGACCCUUCUGUAAAACUUGGAUACCCGCAGAGCAUUUUUGUUGGUCAGAACUUAGAUAGAAAGUACCUGUGUACCCACUGUGGUGAAGUGUUGAAUGACCCCAUCCAGUCAUUCUGUGGCCAUAGAUAUUGUAAUGGAUGCUUACAUGGCCUUAUUAGUUCCCUGCAUACCACAAGUUGCCAGGCAUGUUUAGCUGAAGGGGAUGAUUCAUUGCUUGACAAGGACCAGACAUUUCCAGAUAAUGCUACAAGAAAGGAGCUGGAUGAACUGAAAGUAAGAUGUAGCAAUAGCAACAAUGGGUGCAGCUUUAGUGGCACAUUCAGCGAUUUCAGAAAGAAUCAUGAGAAAACCUGUGAAUAUCGCCAGGUUAAGUGUCCAGAUUGUGGACAGGAAGUGUCACCUCGUUUUCUAACAGAACACAAGCGAGACAAGUGUCCAUUGAGGUCCGUACCUUGUAGAUACUGUAACAAGACUUUCAUUGCUAAGGACAACUGGAGCCACAAUGGUAUUUGCCCCAAGUUCCCCAUCAGAUGUGAUUUUUGCGACAACCUUCCACGGAAAAUACCACGUGACAAGAUGCCUGAUCACCUGAAAACAUGCAGAAGGGAUAAAGCUCUGUGCAAAUUUGGUUGCAAGGAAAAGUAUGAAGUAAAUAAGGAAGGCCAGCACAUGGAGCAAUUUGCUGUGCCCCAUCUUGAUCUGGUGAGAGAGAAAAUGGAAAAGCUGGAGGCUGAAAUUAAACAGAAGCGCCAGCAGGGUGAAGAGGAACAUCUACAAGCUUUAAUAGGUCGUUUGUCCAUUUUGGAUUCCAACAUGAAAGUGUGUCAGGCCAAGGUUGCUGAUCUCAAUCAGAAGGUCACUGGGAUGUCACAAAGGUCACGGAUCGAGGCGGACUCAGGCACGGCUUAUGCAUUAGCAGCUGCUUCCUCCUCCCCAUCUACUGACAGUGGCAUCUCCCAGAUAAUAGACCAACUCAAGACACAGGAAGGGAUAAUAGACAGCAAAGUCAACACUUUUGAAGGUAUUGUGGCCGUUCUUAAUCGGGAGGUAGAAAAAUGUAGCACCCAGUUGGAAAACUACGAAGGACAACGGCGUCUUGAUAGAGAGGCACUAGAGGGUAAUGAACGCAAAAUCAAGUCCUUGGAAAGAGUCAUCGCCUUGAAGGAUGUUUCAAUGGCGGAGCAAGACCUGCGCAUUCAAGCCCUGGAAAACGCAAGCUUUGAUGGGAUCCUUAUUUGGAAGAUUUCAGAUUUCAGCCGUAAACGCCAUGAUGCUAUUACAGGCAGAGUCACCAGCCUGUAUUCUCCAUCCUUCUACACUGGUCCCCACGGCUACAAAAUGUGCUGUCGAAUUUACCUGAAUGGUGAUGGGAUGGGGAAGGGCAGUCAUGUUAGCCUUUUUUUCGUGGUGAUGAGAGGUCACUACGAUGCCCUCCUCCGCUGGCCAUUCAAACAGAAGGUCACUUUCAUGCUGCUGGACCAGAACAACCGCGAGCACAUAAUAGACGCCUUCAGGCCAGAUCCUACCAGCUCCAGUUUCAAGCGUCCAACCUCAGAAAUGAACAUCGCCAGUGGUUGCCCCCUCUUCAUGGCUCUGACCCAGUUAGAAAAACAAGGAACGGCAUACGUGAAAGAAGACACUAUGUUUCUGAAGGUGGUGGUGGAUACUGCGGAUUUAUAAAAGGGCAGAGGGGGGUUGCAUUUUUCAGUGUCAGCCAUAGUUUAAUAACUAUUACAUUUAUGGAUGCCCUGCAAUCUGCUCAGGUUGAUAUCACUGAGCAGAUUUUGCCUAAGACUAUGUAUGCAUGUCCUGCUAUUAUGCUCACCAGUGUUGAGAUCCUAGGGGUUAGGACUACAUUUCUGGAAAAAUGGUCAAGGACAAGGAUUUUAAAAGACAUUUUUGAUAUCUUUCAUUGUAAUGAAAAUUUGGUGUUAUACUGGUGCUAUUACGCUCAUAUACACAGACAUGGGCCAGUACAUUGUGCAAUAUAUAUAUUUUAUUUUUGUUGUUAUUGUUAUUAUUUGUUAUGUUCUUUUCAUUUUUUUUCAUUAUGAUUUAUUUACAUAUUAUAUACUUUUUGAAGAUACAUAUACAGUCAAAUACCUGAGUUUUAAGAACAGUCAGGACAUUAGUAGGAUGUGAGCAAGGUUAUUGAAUGCACAUGAACCUUUAAUCAACAAAGGUCUGCAUAAGUGGCUUAAGGCUUCAACAAAAUGGGUCUUGAUAAGUUCUGUACUAUGUAUGGACAUGUUUCUCUCCAUUUCAGGCACAAAAACUGAUGUGUGCAAUAUUUCUGUCCAAAAUAAGAAAGUUUUAAUGUGCUUGAAAAAGAAGAAGAAAAAAAAAAAAGAAAAGAGUUGUUCAUAGAGAAAAUGAACAACCUUAACGUGUUCUUUGUCCUCUAACAGUGUGGAACUGCCCAAAUGUUCAGUGUCAUAUGACCACAUGACAUUUACAACAAAUUUUGAGUCAUAUUUAACUUCUGUCUUGACCACUGGCGUGAAAUUAAGACCUAAGUUGUCAUAUUCCUGUAGUGGUCAAGACAGAAACUCUAAGCACUUCAAUAAGAUCAUUUUAUAACUUAGUAUAAAUGAGAAAUUAGAAGAAUUAAGUUUAGGAGUGGGGG
Molecule: messenger RNA, 2735 nt
Organism: Lingula anatina
Lineage: Eukaryota; Metazoa; Brachiopoda; Lingulata; Lingulida; Lingulidae
Product: TNF receptor-associated factor 2
Biological process (GO): signal transduction; regulation of canonical NF-kappaB signal transduction; regulation of apoptotic process
Cellular component (GO): cytoplasmic side of plasma membrane; plasma membrane signaling receptor complex
Molecular function (GO): tumor necrosis factor receptor binding; zinc ion binding
Source: RefSeq, a predicted model, not a curated record